Molecule: messenger RNA, 399 nt
Organism: Aspergillus fumigatus Af293
Lineage: Eukaryota; Fungi; Ascomycota; Eurotiomycetes; Eurotiales; Aspergillaceae
Exons: 2
Coding region: 1-399 (132 amino acids)
Source: RefSeq, a predicted model, not a curated record
AUGCAGCAGCCCAAGGACACGGACCCAAAUUUCCCUGUUGACGGAGGGGGCUGUCGACCUCAGGGCGAGACCCAUAUUGAAACCCAACGAUCGGUGGAUCCUAACAUGUCUAUCGAAGACUACAACCGCGUUAUGCUGCAGUAUACCCAGCGACGCAUGUCGACCUUCCUGGACAUGGGCAACGACGGCGGUCCUCCUCCCAGUCGCAACGGCCGGAGUAGCGACAGCGUGGCAACCCUUUCCAAGCGUGUUUUUUUAUACCUCCUGGCAUCUGAUACACGCGGCAUAGUAGAAACCAGCCAUCUCCGACACAAUUCCCUUUCACCUUUGAAACCUCUUUCUGAGGUUGAUAUGGCAUUCCUUCAUGGUGGCUUUAUCCAAUGGUUCCCCAGUUGCUAA